AUGGGAAAGGCAGUUGAAGAGGUGUUAUCAAAAGCAUGGCAUAGAUCGUGCACAUUUCACAUAAUGCAGAAUGCUAUCAAACAUCUACAUGAACCAAAGAAUGUAGAGAAGGAUGAAGACACAAGGGUUCUGUCAGUUUUUAGUGCAUGCAUGUUUGAAUAUGAGGAUAUAGAAGAAUUUGAACAUAACUUUGACAUCAUGAGGAAGAAGCAUUUUGAAAAGGUGCUGCAAGGAAAGAGAAAUACUGAGCUGAAAUCAGAAUUUGAAUCAAGGAAAAAGUUACCUAAAAUUUGUACGAGGAGACCACCACCUAUGUUGGUGGAAGCUAGCAAGUUGUAUACACCCAGGAUAUUUGAAGCUUUUGAAGGUGAAUAUGAAAUAUCAUUGGCAGCUUGCAGCAAGGCAUUGGAUGACAAUAAUGAAUAUCUAGUAGGAGAUUUUACAUGCGAGGAUGACCACAAAGUUGUAGGUGAUCCUUUGAAGCAAAUGGUUGUAUGUAGUUGUGGGCAAUUUGAUAGAAUAGGAAUAUUGUGCGGCCAUGCUCUUAAAGUGCUUGAUUUGAUGAAUAUAAAAUCUCUAUCACCACAAUAUGUGUUGAAGCGAUGGACGCGGGAAGCACAAAGUGGAACUAUACAAGAUAACCAGGGAAGAAAUAUAAUCGAAAAUCCAAAGAUGGAUGCUAUGCUUCGCUACAGAUUUAUGUCACAGAAAUUUCUCAGUUUGGCACAUCGAGCAGCAAACUUUCCAGAAUGCACAACAUUAGUAGACAAUGCCCUUGACAUCCUUGGAAAACAAAUUGAAGACAAAAUUAAUGCAUGCACAAGUAUUUCUGGGGAUCCAUUUGUAGAUUAUGCAGAUAUUAAUCCACCAGAUGAGUUAUUGAGUGCUGCACGGCUGAAGAAAAAGGAUGUAAGAAUAAGAAGUUCAAAACGAGGGAGAUGUUGGCUCGAGAAAAAGAUAAAGGCUAGGAAAAAGAGACUAGCCAAAAAAUCUCAGAUUGAGAAAGAAGCCAAUAGUGAUGGAGCACAAGCAGAAGUUACUGAUGCAUUGGUGGAGGUUGUGGAAGAGGAAGGCAGUGGUGGUGCACAAGCACAAGGUACAGAUGAUGCUUCUAGAGACAAACUGAAUGAGUCUGAAGAUUAUAAGUCCAUUAAUAGCUUCACUCAAUUGCUAACGGGACCAAUCACAUAUGAUCUUCUUACUACGGACAACGUGUCUUGGUGA
Oryza brachyantha (malo sina) is the source of this 1224-nucleotide messenger RNA. Its product is annotated as protein FAR1-RELATED SEQUENCE 1-like. Lineage: Eukaryota; Viridiplantae; Streptophyta; Magnoliopsida; Poales; Poaceae. The transcript is spliced from 4 exons. The coding region runs from base 1 to 1224 and encodes 407 amino acids. The record is from RefSeq and is a predicted model, not a curated record. Gene Ontology annotation, biological process: regulation of DNA-templated transcription. Gene Ontology annotation, molecular function: zinc ion binding.